CAAAUUUGAAGGGCAAUUCUGUCAAAUCAUAAAUCUACGUUUCACAUUAGGUUGACACAAUUUUGUUGCAAUAUAAUUUUAUCAUUUUGUCUUAAAAUAAUAUGGAUGGUGUUUACGAAGAUAACUAUGUGUCAACUAUCUUUUUUGAUUUAGAUAAUACUUUGAUACAAACACGCGAGGGAGACGCAAAAGCUUGCAAAAAGCUAGUGGAGAUCUUGCAUCAGGAGUACGGUGUUCCCCAUGACGUGGCAUCGGAGAGCGCGGCCAUGUUUCUGCGCGCGUUCCGCGCUCGCCCCGACGAUGAAUCCUACGCAAUACACGAGUGGCCAGCGCAUUUGUGGCGCAAUUGCUUACCAAAGAACUAUAGACAUAUCGCUAAAAAUAUAUCUGCCGAGUGGUUAAAAUUGCGAUUUAAAUAUUUAGCACUUUCGCCAGAUGUUAUACAUCUCUUGGAAACUUUAAGGGAGGAUUAUCUUCUCGGUCUUAUCACGAAUGGGCCAUCGCGGGCUCAGUGGCAGAAGGUCGAUAGGCUCGGCCUGCGCAAGUACUUCGACUGUGUGCUGGUCUCCGGGGACCUGCCCUGGGAGAAGCCCGACCAGAACAUCUUUCUGGAGGCCUGCAAGCUGCUCAAUGUCGAACCACGCUCCUGCAUCAUGGUUGGGGAUAAACUCGAAACUGAUAUAAAGGGGGGUAAAGAUGCAGACCUCCUAAGCACAGUAUGGGUGCCGCUAUACACCGACGACUCGGAAUCGGACCUUCCUGAUUUCACGAUACAAAAGGUCACAGAGUUACCUGAAGUCUUGCCAAAUUCGCCGAAAUUCAAACGCUCAGUUCAAAGAACUACAUGCUAAAUUUUUAUAUAUACUUAAAAACGUCGGUUUCACAACUUCAUAUGUUCUGUUCAGCUUGUCUUUUAAAAUGAUAAUGUAUGAGAAUUAACUUCAAAACAGGCUAUCGGGUACAUUAUUAGCAAGUGGUGACACCAAUCCUUUAUAUUCUAUCAAUCUAUAAGAUAGAAGUAUCUGAAACAUGAUAAUCUUUAAAAUUUACUUAUUAGUCAAUUACAUACUGUGGUUAGUGUUAUUUAUUUGAAACAUUACUUAAUUUGCACCUUAGAAAUAUUUGAUUGGCCAGAAAACCUUACUUAUAAUAUUUCAUUUGGAUUUUUGUGCCAAUGAAAUGUUUGAACUCGUAAAUUAAUUUAUCUCUAUUCAAUCUUGCGUAGAUAAUACAUAAUAUGUAUGUCUCCUUAAUAUCUUAAUAAAAAAAUUAACAAAAAUAUUUUACAUGCAAUUUACACAUGUAAAGAAAAAACACAUUGUGAGUAUGUGAGUGAAACUUAAAUGUAAGAUAUUUUUUCAUUUCUUUUAAUAAGACAGUUUGGGGUAUUAUCAUAGCUCGAAUAAAUGUAAAUAAUCACAGCAAAUAGAUACUAUGUACUAUGGAGUAUUUACAGUCUUGCGAAAAGCAAGAGCAGCAGCAAGGCGAAUAACAAACACACAUAAUAUGUAAAAAAUGCACUCGCUAUUCGCCUUUAGAUUCGCGCAAAGCGGUUGUUCGUAUGUUAUCAAAGGGCAUUCUUAUGUAAUGAAUGGUUCCACGAGUUAAAAGAAGAAUGACGAACACGAAUGUGUAAAUGCACCAUUAUAAUGGUGAUAUUAUUUAAAGUAUUAGACUUGCAUAUGAUAUGUCUAAAUGGAGCUUAUACACAUUUCCAUUCCCUAUGAUCCUAUAUUGUAUACUAGCUGUUCCUCGCGGUUUCACCCGCAUUGCUCCGCUCCUGUUAGUCUUAAAGAGAUGAUAUAUAGCCUUAUAGCCUUCGAUAAAUGGGCUAUCUAACACCGAAAGAAUUUUACAAAUCGGACCAGUAGUUCCCGAGAUUAGCGCGUUCAAACAAACAAACAAAAUCUUCAGCUUUAUAAUAUUAGCAUAGAUGUAUAACAUAAUCAGAUUGAUAUAUGUGUUUGUCCUGCAAAAGUAUAUUGUGUUAUAGAUUUUAUACCAUCUAAUUGACAUUGAUGUAAAACUGGUGUUAUUUCAAAUAUAAAGAAACAAUUUGGAAAUAUAAAAAAUAUAUAAUGAAGUAAAUAACCUGUGAAAUAUGUAUUCACAGUGUAUAAGUAUAGCUUCAAAAUAUAAACUACUAAAAAUUGAGCAUCAGCUCAUUCCUUUAAACACUGCUUAACUAAGGUAAGAAAAUAUAGUAAAGUAGUAUUAAGUAGAAAAAUGUGUAAAUGAUGUUAGUCAUAUAUUUCUUAACCAGUUACCAAAUAGUUCCUUCUGUAAAUACGAAAUAGUUGCUAUCCCAUGUGCAUAAUCAGUAUUCAAAGUACAAAGGAUACAGUACAAAUUGUGAUUAAAAAUACAUCAUUUCUUAAAGAAACUCCUUACUUAAUUUGCUUUUUAUAUAUGUAAUUGCCUUUUGACUACUUAGAACUUUCACCUAUAAUUGUUAGCUGUAAAGAGGCUUGUAUUCUUACAAUAAUGCCUCGCACUAUUUUUAAUUCGUAAUUAUCUAGAUCUAUAUCUAGAACAUAUGUCACAAAUUUAAUCUCUUGUACUUAGUCACAACAUCUACUAUUAUCAUUAUUUGUAAUUGACUCUUCCACCAUAUGGGCUUCAUCAGCAUUUUAUUGUGCAUAUUAUAAUUUAAAUAAUAAGUAUAAAUUACUAAGACAUUAUGUAUUGAGUCCAUUGGAAAUAAGGUGUAAGGGUCAAAAGUACCUGAAAUUUUCUCAUUGGCAAGGCACAAAUUAUAGUAGGUAUGUACUUAUUGUGAAUUUUUAGUGGUACAUAAUAAUAUGUAUUUUAACAUAUUUGGGUAGACAUGUGAAUAUGAAUUCUCAAAUUAAUGCCACAUUUAAAUAUUGUAAAGAAGCCUUGUUACGUGAAUUUGUAAAAUUAAUUUGCCAAAUAGUUGAAAUGUCUACUAUUAUUAUAUUAUAUUGAGAAUUCAAACGUGUUACUAUUGAAAACAGAUAUAAAAUUGUGUGUAAGAAUGUUGUAUAGACUGUAAUUGUGAUAUUAUCAUUAUAAUUUAAUCUCUUCUGUGCUAAAGAUACAAAUAGGAAAUAUAUUAUUUUCGUACUUCUAUGACCUAACCAGAUGCUUGUAAAUGGUGAAUGUUGUGUAUUUUCUAUAUUUUUUUAUAAUUAGAAUAGAAGAGAUUAAUGUUAAUUUAAAAUUUUAUAGAAAUACUACACGUAAGUAAAUUAAUAAGAUUAACUUCUCAAUGAUGAGAAUCUUUUAAUUUUGAGUUUUGUUAUGUAAUGACUAAUGAUAGAUUGUGUCCAGAGUAAUGGAUAAAGUUUCAGAUAAUUUCACAUGUCCCUUUCUUUUACAGUAUGGAUUCCAUAAUAAUGUAAACUAUUGGUCGGGUAUACUGUGAUUAAGGUAGGUCUUUCUUUGGGUACUGUUAUGGAUCUAUUACAUUUUAUUUUUUCUA
Molecule: messenger RNA, 3445 nt
Organism: Colias croceus (clouded yellow)
Lineage: Eukaryota; Metazoa; Arthropoda; Insecta; Lepidoptera; Pieridae
Product: N-acylneuraminate-9-phosphatase
Exons: 5
Coding region: 102-851 (249 amino acids)
Molecular function (GO): hydrolase activity
Source: RefSeq, a predicted model, not a curated record